CUGACAGCAACAUUUUGGUCUGAAGCAGGAAAGAUUAACGCCAUCCAGUGGAGCCGCCAGCCGGCAAUCUAUAAGCUCUUGCUACCAAUGCUUCCCUAGCCUGUCAGUUGAAGCGUAACCCUUUUUUAGAUCUGUAUCUGAACAUGGGUAGCGGCGCCUAUAUAGUACUGAGUAUGGAAAUGUCGAGAACGGAAUGGUGUUGAUGAGUGACGAUUUUUACAUAUCUUUGGCAUGGUGGUCGCUCCUGGUAUUCUCAACCAUUUCUUUGUUGCUCCGUUUUUACCUCGUUUUUGAAAUGAUGCGCCGCCUAGUGGUCUUCUGGGUUGGGGUUCUUCUCUUCGACAUUCAAUAUGCCGGAGUGCAGGCACAAAAGGCGGUUUGGAAGACUCCGGUGAAGGGCGAAAACCUGGAAGCCAACACGAUAGACUCGGUGUUGUUGGAUUGGACCUCGACCCUUCCCACCACAAUCCUGCGGAUGUGGUGUCAGAAUAAAACAGAUGCAAAUAAUCUAGUUUUAGCUAGCUCAUUCUUUGUCGAUUCUAAAGGACCCUUCGAAUAUGUUAUGGAACAAUAUCUGCAAGACAAAACGGAGUUUCCUCUUGCCUGUCAUGCCGAACUGGCGGAAAAGCCAGUUGGUGGCGGUACCGAUUGCCCGGCUGCGAUCGUGUGGUCGUCCAACGCAGCUGAAGCGGCGAAGACGGUUUCGCAGACGAAAGCGGCCUCAACUGUCACCAUAACGCCUUCAGCGAACUCAACCCCACCAGGUCAAACUCCAACCCCAACUCCAACCCCAACUCCAAGUUCAACCCCGCCGUCAACUACGGACUCUACUACUAGCGACUCCCCAUCAAAACCUCCCACACCUACAUCGAGCACAGGCCCGGAGGAAACCGCCAAGUCUCCGACGAAUAGCUCAGGGGAAAAUCCCUCUGGCGCCACGACAGCUCCAGUAGCACCCGCAUCUACACCCAACAGCACAGGUGCCAUAAUAGGGGGUGCAAUUGGCGGCGUAGCCCUCAUAGCCUUUAUCAUCCUCGCAGUCCUCUUCCUGCGAAAAUUCCAACGGAACCGCGCAGCCUCCCCCAUUCCCACCGAGUCGACACGACGGAGUUUCUAUCUCUUCAACGCCUACAACAAAAGGGGGCCAAAGGCGCGUACUACAGGCGUCUUUGAGAAGGAGGGUGAGUAUGGGCUAGGGGUACAGGAGAAAGAGGGCGGUGAUGUGUCUCGUAGUGGGGGGGUUUAUGAGUUGCCGGAAAGUCAAAGGGAGAGGCGGUAUAGUCCUGUUGAGCUGCCAGGCGGCUCGGUUUAUUACCCAUGACAGGGUUGUGAUGGGUAGGAAGUGGAAGAUAGCCUGAGUUGGUUGUAAUAGAUGCGAUUUAACGAUAUGAUUCAUGUACGGUAUAAAUUAUAGCAUAAGCACAAG
Molecule: messenger RNA, 1426 nt
Organism: Pseudogymnoascus destructans
Lineage: Eukaryota; Fungi; Ascomycota; Leotiomycetes; Thelebolales; Thelebolaceae
Exons: 2
Coding region: 194-1321 (375 amino acids)
Source: RefSeq, a predicted model, not a curated record